UUCUAGAGUGUGAGGAUCGACAGUGGCUGCAUGUGCUAACAACCGAUGUUCUAAGUGUGUUUGCUUUCUAUCUAGGACUACGUAGAUACUUAGUGGCUGAUCGCGACAUGUUCUCCCAUCUCAGCUUCACGUCGGUAUCCGAAAACAUUUGGAGCUGCACAAUUACCAUGGAAGAACAGAGAGAGAGAGAGAGGGGGAGGCAAGAUAUGGAAGGCCAUCCAGAGUAGAAGAAAGCGCGCCCGUUUGGACGGAUCUUCCUCUCUUACUGCUUUGAUGCACCAACAACAGAACAGACCAUGGAUGGAAAAGCAUUAACCGCAUCGAGCCUGUUCGACAUCACUGGCCGUGUGGCCGUGAUAACAGGCGGAGGAACAGGGCUUGGGCUGAUGAUGGCGAAGGCCCUCGAGGCCAACGGGGCUAAAGUCUACAUACUCGGGCGACGGCUCGAGCCCUUACAAGAAGCAGCCAAGCAGUCGACCCAUGGCAACAUCCACCCGGUCCAGUGCAGCGUUACCUCGCAUGCUGACCUUCAAGGCGUCGUCGACCACAUCGCCGCCAAGGAUGGGUAUAUCAACCUCCUGGUGAAUAACGCUGGAAUCUCCACACCGAACCUGGGACCCCAUGCCACACGACCGACGCCGAAAUGGGACAUAUCCAAAGUGCGUGACUACUGGUUUCACAAGUCCUUCGCGGACUACGCGGCGGUCUUCGAGACCAACACCACCGCUUCGCUGAUGGUGACUUUCGCUUUUCUGGAGCUCUUGGACAAAGGCAACAAGAAGAGCGAGGAAGAGGCAAAGGCUUCCCAGGCGCGCAAUGGAGCCGGCAAAGCGCGCAUCGAGUACGUGCGAAGCCAGGUGGUGACGUUGAGCAGCGUGGGCGGAUUCGGUAGAGACAAUUCCGCGUUCAUCUACGGUGCGAGUAAGGCGGCCGCGACACAUAUGAUGAAGAAUCUAGCCACAUAUCUGGCCCCGUGGAAGAUCAGAGUUAAUGUCAUUGCCCCUGGAUAUUUCAACACCGACAUGAUGGGCAACUUCUACAAAGCAACUGGAGGUCGACUGCCUGCUUCACUGGCCCCAGAAGAGAGGUUUGGGGAUGCGCAGGAGAUCGGGGGAACCAUUGUAUAUUUGGCAUCAAAAGCUGGGGCGUACUGUAAUGGGAUGGUUCUGCUUGUGGAUGGCGGUUAUGUGUCGAAUAAGCCAAGUUCAUAUUGAAAUGCUAAUAUUCAGCCCUGCGUUAGUAUCUUAAGCUAUUGAUUGCAAACCGUGAUAAUACAGU
This is a messenger RNA of Paecilomyces variotii, 1278 nucleotides long. RefSeq names its product short chain dehydrogenase/reductase. The transcript has 3 exons. NCBI's taxonomy places the organism in Eukaryota, Fungi, Ascomycota, Eurotiomycetes, Eurotiales, Thermoascaceae. The record is from RefSeq and is a predicted model, not a curated record. The coding region runs from base 297 to 1214 and encodes 305 amino acids. Gene Ontology annotation, molecular function: oxidoreductase activity.